This is a messenger RNA of Rhineura floridana, 552 nucleotides long. RefSeq names its product CFAP97 domain containing 1 (gene CFAP97D1). The record is from RefSeq and is a predicted model, not a curated record. Gene Ontology annotation, biological process: sperm axoneme assembly. The coding region runs from base 1 to 552 and encodes 183 amino acids. NCBI's taxonomy places the organism in Eukaryota, Metazoa, Chordata, Lepidosauria, Squamata, Rhineuridae. The transcript is spliced from 6 exons.
AUGAGCAGCAUUGAAGUCUUAACAUUCCCUGUGGUUGUUGCCGAUUCUAGGCAUAGACUCACCUCUGGAAAAAAGCAGUCCCGUACGGGUGAAUUCAUACGCCAUGGCAAACCAGAACUGGCAAGAAGUCAUGUGGAUAACAGACCUCCAAAUGCCCAGACUCACCACUACUUCAAGGUCACCAAGAUACAGGAUGCCCAGAAGAAAAUUGGGCUGAUUGAAAGAGAAAACAAGACCCUCUCAGCACGUCUAGCUAAUAUAUAUCGUGGCCAAGGCAUGGUAGACUGCUGGAAUGAGUACGAACAGAAGAGCUCAUUCAGACAGAAGCAGAACAUAGAACUUGUGAGGAUUACUGUGGAGAACCAGGGUAUCCUGAAGAGGAUCAAAGACAGAAAGCCAACCUAUGACCGGAAGCAAUCUGAAUUGGAUUGGCAGAAUUCAAGGAAAUAUCUGAGGAAGAGCACUCGCUUUCUAAUCUCAAACUGCGAGAAGCUAGGCUGUGCGAGGAACAACAGAUCAUUUGGGACUGCUAGAAAUUUAAGAGCCAGUUGA